CCCCCAGCUCCCCUCCCUCCGCCCCUCCGGCAGCGAUGGCAGAGGAACAACAGCCGCCGCCGCCGCCGCCCGAUGCCCACCCGCAGCUUGCCGUCCACAGCCCCGGCGCCGGGGUGGCUCUGCCAGCCUUGGUGCCCGGGCUGCCAGGGACGGAGGCCAGCGCGCUGCAACACAAGAUCAAGAACUCCAUCUGCAAAACUGUACAAUCUAAAGUGGACUGCAUUUUGCAAGAAGUUGAGAAGUUUACAGACCUAGAGAAACUCUACCUCUACCUUCAGCUGCCUUCUGGUCUCAGCAAUGGAGAGAAAAGUGAUCAGAAUGCCAUGUCGUCUAGUCGGGCACAGCAAAUGCAUGCCUUUUCCUGGAUUCGGAACACCUUAGAGGAACAUCCUGAGACUUCGCUCCCCAAACAGGAAGUCUAUGAUGAAUACAAGAGCUAUUGUGACAAUCUUGGUUACCAUCCAUUAAGUGCUGCUGACUUUGGGAAGAUCAUGAAGAAUGUCUUUCCAAACAUGAAGGCACGCCGCUUGGGCACCAGAGGCAAGUCUAAAUACUGCUAUAGUGGACUGAGGAAAAAAGCCUUUGUCCAGAUGCCGACACUGCCCAGCCUUGACCUUCACAAGACUGGAGAUGGGUUGGAAGGAACUGAGCCUUCUGGACAGCUUCAAAAUAUUGAUGAGGAGGUUAUCUCUUCUGCUUGCCGUCUCGUGUGUGAGUGGGCCCAGAAAGUGUUAAGCCAACCAUUUGACACAGUCUUGGAGUUAGCCCGCUUCCUUGUGAAGAGUCAUUACAUAGGCACCAAGUCAAUGGCAGCUCUGACUGUAAUGGCAGCAGCACCAGCAGGAAUGAAAGGAAUUCCCCAGCCUUCCGCUUUCAUCCCUACAGCUGAAAGUAACUCGUUCCAGCCUCAAGUGAAGACCCUGCCCUCGCCCGUGGAUGCUAAGCAGCAGCUGCAGCGGAAAAUCCAAAAGAAGCAGCAGGAGCAAAAGCUGCAGUCCCCACUGCCAGGGGAGCUCUCCACAAAGAAGGCAGAAGGAGCUGCAACUAAUGGAGUGACCAGCCUCCCCAAUGGGAACCCCGCCAUCCUCUCUCCUCAGCCCAUCGGCAUCGUUGUGGCAGCUGUCCCUAGUCCCAUUCCGGUCCAGCGAACCCGGCAGUUGGUGACUUCGCCGAGCCCAAUGAAUUCUCCUGAUGGCAAGGUCCUUCCCCUCAAUGUGCAGGUGGUCACUCAGCACAUGCAGUCUGUGAAGCAGGCACCAAAGACUCCUCAGAGUGUCCCGGCCAGUCCUGGUGGUGACCGUUCCACCCGGCACCGCUACCCUCAGAUCUUGCCCAAGCCAGCCAACACAAGUGCGCUGACCAUCCGCUCCCCGACUACUGUCCUCUUUACCAGCAGUCCCAUCAAAACCGCUGUUGUCCCUGCUUCACACAUGAGUUCUCUAAAUGUGGUGAAAAUGACAACAAUAUCCCUCACACCCAGCAACAGUAAUGCCCCUCUUAAACAUUCUGCCUCAGUCAACAGUGCUACUGGAGCGACAGAGGAAUCCCGUAGCGUUCCACAGAUCAAGAAUGGCUCUGUUGUUUCUCUUCAGUCCCCUGCGUCCAGGACAAGCAGCACGGGAGGGACGUCCGUGGAGGUCAAGAUGGAACCUGAAGCUUCAUCAGAUGAGCAUGCUGUACAGUGCCAAGAGAACUCCGAGGGAACUAAAGCACCCCUGGCAGUACCUAGUGCCCUCUGGGGACAGAAAAGUAACCCAGAUGGAGCAGUACGGAGACCUCCAGAUGAAGGUGACGGCAUUACUGAAGUGAAAGCGGCUAAAGCCUGUGACCUGAGGACCAAAGGUAAGAGUCGCUCCAGUGAGGCUCCGCCAGGCGCCUCAGCAGGCAGCAGUCAAAGCACUGUCACUCUCUCGGUUGCUACUCAAAACUUACCUUUCACCAGCACCAGCUCACCAUCCAGUGGUGACUCAAUAAAUAAAGACCCUAAAUUAUGCACUAAAAGUCCAAGAAAGCGACUGUCUUCUACGCUGCAAGAGUCCCAGGUGCCUCCUAUAAAGAAACCAAUUGUGGAACAGCUUUGUGCAGUUGCUACGGAAGGCCAGAAGCCAGAUGGUGUUAAGAAGGACCAAAAAGUUCCACAUUCAGGGAAGGCAGAAAGUUCGAUAGCCGGUGCUCAAAUUCCUAGCAAGGUCUCAGUCAGUUUGGGUUCACACGUAGCAGAAAGUCAGCCCUCGACCCCUGCUCUCAGUGCCAGUGAGGCAGGUGUGGAGCAGCAGACACCAUCCUCAUCUCCCGAGAUAAAGGUGAAACUGGAAGGGAGUGUCUUUCUCUUGGACCGGGAUGGAAAGUCAGAUGGCAGCUUUAAUCCAGAAGAAUGGCAGCAAGUUGCCAAGGGUUCAGAGUUCACACCUGCCAGCUGUGAGCAGCAGCAAGAUGUCAGUGUCAUGACAAUUCCUGAGCACUCUGAUGUCAGUGACUUAGAGAAAUCCGUUUGGGAGUUAGAAGGAAUGCCACAGGACACUUAUAGCCAGCAGCUACAUAGCCAGACGCCAGAGUCUUCUUUGAAUCAAAUACAAGCACAGUCUUCAGAGCAGUUACCUCUGCAGUCAGAGCUGAAGGAGUUUGAGUCUUCUGUUUCCCAGACGAAUGAUAGCUAUUUUCCUUUUGACGAUGAGCUGACACAGGACAGCAUUGUGGAGGAGCUUGUGUUGAUGGAGCAGCAGAUGUCCAUGAACAACUCGCAUUCUUAUGGGAACUGCUUGGGAAUGACCCUUCAGAGUCAGUCAGUGACUCCGGGAGCCCCAAUGUCAUCUCACACCUCCAGCACCCACUUCUAUCAUCCAAUUCAUAGCAAUGGCACUCCAAUUCACACACCCACACCCACACCCACUCCAACGCCAACCCCAACCCCAACACCAACACCAACAUCCGAAAUGAUUGCUGCAUCUCAGAGUCUAUCACGGGAGAGCCCUUGCUCCAGGCUAGCCCAGACCACGCCUGUGGACAGUGCGUUAGGAAGUAGCCGACACACACCCAUUGGUACUCCACAUUCUAAUGGCAGUAGUAGCGUACCUCCCAGCCCUGUCGAGUGCAGGAAUCCAUUUGCAUUCACCCCAAUAAGCUCCAGCAUGGCAUACCAUGAUGCCAGUAUUGUCUCCAGCAGUCCUGUGAAACCCAUGCAAAGGCCCAUGGCCACACACCCUGACAGAACCAAACUUGAGUGGAUGAACAAUGGGUACGGUGGCGUAGCUAGUUCAUCGGUGUCUGGCCACGGCAUUCUCCCAAGCUACCAGGAGCUAGUGGAAGAUCGUUUCAGAAAACCUCAUGCUUUUGCUGUGCCGGGACAGUCAUACCAGUCUCAGUCUAGACAUCAUGACACUCAUUUUGGUCGUUUGACUCCUGUCUCUCCUGUGCAACAUCAAGGUGCCACUGUAAACACCAACAAGCAAGAAGGGUUUGCAGUCCCUGCCCCUCUUGAUAAUAAAGGAGCUAACUCAUCUGCCAGCAGCAACUUCAGGUGCCGGAGUGUGAGCCCUGCUGUCCAUCGCCAACGCAACCUUAGUGGAAGCACCCUCUAUCCCGUGUCGAAUAUCCCACGCUCUAAUGUGACCCCCUUUGGAAGCCCAGUAGCCCCAGAAGUUCCUGUUUUCACAAAUGUUCACACAGAUGCAUGUGCCAACAACAUAGCUCAGAGAAGCCAGUCAGUCCCAUUGACAGUCAUGAUGCAGACAGCCUUCCCAAACGCUCUGCAGAAGCAAGCAAACAGCAAAAAGAUAACCAAUGUUCUGUUGAGUAAACUCGAUUCUGACAACGAUGAUGCGGUGAGAGGGCUGGGAAUGAACAACCUGCCCUCCAAUUACACGGCCCGGAUGAAUCUCACUCAGAUUUUGGAAACUUCCCCUGUUUUCCCCAGUGCCAACUCACAAAAUAUGAUCGAUUCCAGCACUUCUGUUUAUGAAUUCCAAACACCAUCUUACCUCACCAAAAGUAAUAGCACCGAUCAGAUCAGUUUUUCUCCUGGAGAUAAUCAAGCACAAUCUGAAAUUGGAGAACAGCAGUUAGAUUUCAACAGCACUGUUAAAGACCUGUUGAGUGGAGACAGCUUGCAAGCCAGCCAGCCGCUGGGAGGUCAGGUAGCAUCUGAUUUCACCAGCGAUAUCAGGUUGUCUUCAGACCUCUCAGGCAGCAUCAAUGAUUUGAACACCUUAGACCCAAAUCUCCUGUUUGAUCCAGGUCGUCAGCAGGGACAGGACGACGAGGCCACACUGGAAGAAUUAAAGAACGACCCACUAUUCCAGCAGAUCUGCAGUGAGUCCAUGACCUCUAUGACCUCAUCAGGUUUUGAAUGGAUAGAAAGCAAGGACCAUCCUGCUGUUGAGAUGCUGGGAUGAACUGUGUUUUAUACCAUGUAGCACACUGUAUCUAAGACAUAUGUAUUGUAUUUGUCUUAAUGGAAGUGCCUCCCGCAGCAGAAACACUUACUAUUAAUUGUGACGUUUUCAAAGCGUUUGCUGCAGAAGUGGUUUCUUCUUCAGUAGGAAAUGAUUAGACUUGCCUCAGUUCUUAACAAGUUUCUGAAGACAGUAGGCUGUAGAACAAGUAUUAGGUUUUAAAUUUUGUAACGUCCCCAUUAAUCACAUUAUUUGUUAUUAAAGAAUCCACCACCCAGCCUUUUCCAAGAGCAGUCUGGGUGUUUAUUUUACAUAAGUUCAUUUUAAUUCAUAAAUUAAUCUGCACAGAACUUAAACCAAUUUUAGGAAUAGGCUGUUUUGUUGUUGGCAUUAUCUUUUAGGUAUGAAAUCAUAGCUAAGGUAAGCCGUAGACAAGAAAGUCUUCCUUGAAACAGGGAUAAUAUUCAGGUAAUUAUAAAUACCUAGGCUUGAAGCAUAGAGCUACUGUAGAAUGGGAAAUCUCUGUAGGACUUUCUGGGACUUCAGUACCAUUUAUUCUCACAAAGGGCUUGUGAAGGAGAAAAUAAUUGAAAAUUAAAUAUUAAUUUAAGAAAAGUUAAAAACUGCACUAAAGCUUGUAAGAGGAAAACCAUUAGCCAUUAUUUGUGACCUCGCAUUAGUCUGGUUUUAGAGUGGAGCCAGCACAUGCGCAGGUGCACUCGCACCCGCGUUGCAGUCACACACAGAAAACAGCUCCACAUGCUGUAAUUUCACAAAAUGAAUGCAAGCUUGCUAGAAGAAUGUCUCAUGUCUUAUCAUUUGCUAAUUUGAGGUUGGAGUAUUAGAAAGAAAACAAAAGCAGUUUCUUCACAUAUCACCAUGGCUGCAUUACAUAUGAGUAGUCUACUUAAGAUUUAUUUUGGGUGUUUUUCACUGUGAUAUCCUUCAGUAAUCAGCCUUUCUCCUCAGUUAGUGACUGCUUUGCUUCUGAAUACAGUGACACAGUUUGAUCACGGAUCCUUUGAGAAACGAGCAGCAAAGAGACAGUGACAUUAAAAGCCGAGCAAAAAAAAAAAAA
Molecule: messenger RNA, 5469 nt
Organism: Jaculus jaculus (lesser Egyptian jerboa)
Lineage: Eukaryota; Metazoa; Chordata; Mammalia; Rodentia; Dipodidae
Gene: Rfx7
Product: regulatory factor X7
Exons: 9
Coding region: 36-4391 (1451 amino acids)
Biological process (GO): regulation of transcription by RNA polymerase II
Molecular function (GO): DNA-binding transcription factor activity, RNA polymerase II-specific; RNA polymerase II cis-regulatory region sequence-specific DNA binding
Source: RefSeq, a predicted model, not a curated record